Messenger RNA from Leucoraja erinaceus (little skate), 8337 nucleotides. It is a transcript of the gene nup188, whose product is annotated as nucleoporin 188. The transcript has 45 exons. Gene Ontology annotation, cellular component: nuclear pore inner ring. Lineage: Eukaryota; Metazoa; Chordata; Chondrichthyes; Rajiformes; Rajidae. Gene Ontology annotation, biological process: protein import into nucleus; RNA export from nucleus. Gene Ontology annotation, molecular function: structural constituent of nuclear pore. The record is from RefSeq and is a predicted model, not a curated record. The coding region runs from base 64 to 5310 and encodes 1748 amino acids.
CACGAAGUGAAGGCGGUUAGUGGUCAUGUGACCAAAUGUCAGAGUCACGUGAGGAGCUCUGUAAUGGCGGCGGCAGCGGGACUGUGCGUGAGGAGUAGUCGAGAGCUCUGGACGAUAUUACUGGGAAGAUCGGCGCUAAGAGACACUGCUCAGGUUGAAGCUGAAUUGGACCGACAUAGUGACCGGUUACUGACUGGACUUUCAUAUUAUAAGCCGCCUAGUGCAUCUUCUGGGGAUAAGCUGAAGUCUGAUAAGGAAGUGGUGGUACCAUUGAAGGAACUUGGACUACGGAUCAGCAAAUUCUUGAGUCUGGAUGAGCAGCAGAGUGUUCAAAUAUUACAAUCAUAUCUUCAAGAGGAUUACAGGGGCACAAAGGAUUCAAUAAAGGCAGUUUUGCAGGAUGAGAGACAGAGCCAAGCCCUGCAACUAAAGAUUGCAGAAUAUUAUUAUGAAGAAAGAAUUUAUACUCUACGUUGUGUUCUGUACCUACUCACAUAUUUUCAGGAUGAACGACAUCCUUACAGGGCAGAGUAUUCAAAAUGUGUGGACAAGCUGGAGAAGGAACUGGUUACAAAUUAUCGGAAGCAGUUUGAGGAACUAUUCAGAACUGAAGCUCCAACUUGGGAAUCUCAUGGGAAUCUUAUGACAGAACGUCAUGUGUCUCGUUGGUUCAUACAAUGCCUUAGGGAGCAGGCCCUUAUUUUGGAGAUUAUGUUCCUAUAUUAUGCCUAUUUUGAAAUGGGACCUGAAGAUCUACUGGCUUUUGCAAGAAUAUUUAAAGAGCAGGGAUUUGGAGCACGGCAAACAAACAGACACCUCAUAGAUGAAAGCAUGGAUGGACUAGUUGAUCGCAUUGGAUAUUUCAGUGCAUUGAUACUGGUGGAGGGAAUGGACAUUGAUUUCUUACAUAAAUGUGCCCUUGAGGAUAGUGUAGACCGACAUCAGUUUGCUACCACACAAGAGGUUUGCCAGGAGAUGGAUAAGCUGCUGUUGACAUUGGGUGACAUACCACACCAUGCUCCAGUGCUUCUGUCCUGGGCUCUUCUGCGUCAUACUUUGUGUCUCGAUGAAUCAAGUCAAGUAAUUAGGCGCUUGGGGAGCAUUGCUAUCCAACAAAAUGCCUUCCAGUACAUGACACAGAUGCUUAAGGCACUUGGGAGUGGAGGAAACAACUGUACAGCAAGUACUGCACGAAUGUGUAUCUAUGGACUUCUCUCAUUUGUCUUAACAUCGUUUGAAGAAGAAACCUUGGGAGAACAACAGCAUCUGAUUAACCUAGCUUGUGAAGUGUUUGCAGCUCCUAAUCUUGCUGAACUUUUUUGGGAUACAGAACCCACAACGGGUCUUGCUGUCUUGUUGGACAACAAUUGUGGAAUGUUCCCACAAUCCAUGGCACCACUGUUGCAGCUGCUGUCAGCGCUUAUCUCAGACAAAAGCACAGCUAAAAAGGUUUACAGCUUUUUGGACAAAAUGUCAUGUUAUACAGAGCUGUACAAGCAUAAACCAAACGAUGUACUUUCACAUGAGGAUGAAACUCAGUGGAGAAGGCAAACACCAAAACUACUUUAUCCGCUUGGAUCUGGACAGGCCAAUAUACGUAUGCCUCAGGGUACAUAUGGAACUGUGAUGCCUACAGCUCAGGGUUACCUUGUGCGUUGGCAUUACUCAUACAGUGGCUGGACAAUUUUCACUUGUGAGAUUGAGAUGCUGCUACAUGUGGUUUCAACAGCAGAUGUUCUCCUUCACUGCCAGAAAGUCAAACCUAUCAUUGAUCUGGUACAUAGAAUAGUCAGCACAGAUUGGUCUAUUACAGAUUGUCUGCUGCCAAUCACUUCACGUUUGUACAUGUUAAUUCAAAGACUUAGUUCAGUAAUGAAUCCUCCAAUGGAAGUGAUUGCUUCCUGCGUAAAUACCCUGACAGUCCUGGCCACACGGAUGCCAGCCAAGGUGUGGGCAGAUCUGCAGCACACAGGCUUCUUGCCGUACUCUGUGACACAAAUCACUGGGAUUGUUCAGUCUAUCAGUGCCGAAGGAAUGCAAGCAGGUAGUUAUGGUAAUCUCCUGCUGAGCAUUGAGCGACCGCAAGGCAAAUAUAGUGUCACAACGGCCUUUCUGCGACUGGUUAUAACACUUGUCAAGGGCCAAUUAGGAAGUACUCAAAGUCGAGGUCUUAUGCCUUGUGUGGUUUUUGUUUUGAAAGAGUUACUGCCAACCUACCACAAAUGGCGUUAUAAUGUCUAUGGCAUGCGAGAAGAAAUCGGCUGUCUGAUCCUUGAGCUUAUUUAUACCAUCUUGAAUCUGAAUCUUGAAGAGGAAUCACAAGGCAGUCCUCCCAGUCUCCAGGCUAUGUGCACCCAUUGUUUGGCAAAUACAGAAGCAGGACAAGCCAUCAUAAAUAUUAUGGCUAUUGGGGUGGACACCAUUGAUACAGUAAUGGCAGCACAGCCCAGCAGCAGUGGAUCUGAAGGAUCAGGUCAGACUCUCACUCAGACGAUCAAACUGGCAUUUUCCAUCACUAAUAAUGUCAUUAAACUGAAACCAUCAUCAGAUGUGAUCUCACCAUUGGAGCAGGCUCUGACUCAACAUGGUACCCAUGGUAAUAAUUUGAUAGCAAUUUUGGCAAAGUAUAUCUACCACAGGCAUGAUCCUGCUUUGCCACGGCUUGCCAUUCAGCUGCUGAAGAGACUUGCAAUGGUAGCUCCAAUGUCAGUUUAUGCUUGUCUUGGAAGUGAUGCUGCAGCAAUACGUGAUGCAUUUCUUAACAGACUGCAGAGCAAGACGGAGGACAUGAGGAUUAAGGUGAUGAUCCUGGAGUUCUUAACUGUCGCCGUGGAAACACAGCCAGGUUUGAUUGAACUCUUCCUCAAUCUGGAAGUAAACGAUGGUGCAGUUGGAUCAAAGAUUAAUGGCAUGCGUUCACAGGAAUUUAUCCUGGGAGAAUGGAGCUGUCUGCAGGUGGUACUGGAAUUUAUUGACUCCAAGCAACAAGGGAAAUAUUGGUGUCCUCCUCUUAUCCACCGUGCAGCCAUUGCAUUUUUGCAUGCGUUGUGGCAGGACCGCAGAGACAGUGCUAUGACUGUUCUAAGAACCAAGGAUCGAUUCUGGGAAAAUUUGACAUCUGUGCUAUUUGGAGAACUACCAGCUCCUGCUGACAUUACAGAGAAGAGUGUCCUAGAAACGUGUGCCUUCACGCUGAAGAUCAUCUGCCUGGAAAUAUACUAUGUUGUCAGGGGUUCUCUGGACCAGUCCUUAAAGAACACAUUGAACUUGUUCUUUGAUAAGAAGCGAUAUGAAUAUUGGUCUGAAUAUAUCAAAUCACUUGUCAUUUACAUGACUGAGACAGAUACUGACGGAGCCUCCACAUUUCUAGAAUUCCAUAAGUUGAUAUCGGCAUGGCGAAUGUUUCUUGUUCUGGCUACCAGCUACGAGGACGUGAUGCAUCUAUGCGAUUGUCCAUUAAGGUUGCAACUGCUACAUGAUGUUCUUGAAGCAACCAAGAUUUUGCUGACAGCUCCCUUAUCUGCUCCCUGUCUGCGAAUGGGAUCAAUGCUGGCAACGCUGCUUUUAAUUCUAUUGAAACAAUGGAAACGUGUAAUUGUUAACAUAUCUAAAAUCCUGGACCCCUUGGAUCAAAUUCUAGAAAGCCUCUCACAGAGCAACCAGUACUUCAUGGAGAAGACAAAGGCAAAAAUAUAUUCUGCUAUCAUAAUUACCAUUCAGAUCAAGCAAUUACGAGUUAGUGACUUCCCCCAGUAUUCCCAAAUGCUGCUAACUGUGUGCGAGACCAUACAUAAUGAAGCGAUUGUUCUACUGGACCAAACACAUCAUGCCCUUACAACUGAUAGUGCCUUAUUUGAUGACAAAGAUAGUAUGGAAACGGAUUGUGCACCACGAUUACAGCAUAAGGACCAGAAAGAUGGGGUAUGUGUGCUAGCACUCCAUCUUGCAAAGGAACUCUGUGAAAUGGAUGAGGGUGGUGACCAAUUAGUUUCAAUUACUCGCACAGUUCCUUUUCUUCCUGCUAUGCUGAGUGCCUUGGAACUUAGUCUUCGAGUCAAACAGAACCUACAUUUUGCAGAGGCAUCCCUGCAUUUGCUUUUGAGCCUGGCGAAAACAGAACAGGGAGCAACUGCAGUGGGAGGAGCUGGUGUCCUGCCAAGCAUUUGUCUGCCACUUCUCAGUGUUUAUCAGCUCAGUGCCAAUGGCACCACUCAGACUUUGGGAUCUUCCCGAAAAUCUCUGGAUGCUCCAUCCUGGCCAGGAGUUUAUAGGCUCACUAUGUCAUUGAUGGAAAGACUUUUAAAGUCGCUACGCUACAACUUCCUCACAGAAGCAUUAGAUUUUGUUGGAGUCCAUCAGGAGCGGAUACUUCAGUGCUUGGAUGCAGUUCGAAAGGUGCAGAGCUUGGCUUGUCUCGAUGAAGUUGAUCAUACGGUUGGAUUUAUUCUUCAACUUUCCAACUUCAUCAAAGAGUGGCGGUUUCACCUGCCGCAGCUGCUUAGAGAUGUGCAGGUAAAUCUGUGUUACCUCUGCCAGACAUGUACCUUUCUGCUACAUAGCCCCAAAGUGCUUCAACACUAUCUGCAGGUGAAGAAUGGAGAUACAAUUCCACCUGCAAUUGUACCUCGGCAGUCAAAACCUGCUCAGACACCCAAAAAACAGCAGGACAUAGAAAGAGAUGAGAUGGAACAGCGUGCAGUGCUAAAAGUCCAAUCCAGUCUGCUCCGAAUUCUGAGCAAAACAUUGGCAGCUAUUCGACACUUUACCCCAGAUCUAUGCCAGAUAUUGCUAGACCAGUCCUUGGACCUGGCAGAAUAUGAUAUGCUCUUUGUUUUGAGCUUUACAACUCCAGCAUUUGAUUCUGACAUUGCUCCAUCAUUUGGAACUCUUCUUGCAACUGUGAAUGUUGUUCUGAACAUGCAGGGAGAGAUCGAUAAGAAGAAGGAACCAAUGUCGUUAAAUGUGAUACCACUAACUUCACCUGAAGAGACAAAAUCUUUGAAGGCCCUUUUGAGGUUCACGAUGGAAAAUUGUUUCUAUGCAUUGAUUUCACAAGCGGUGCGGUAUCUGAAGGAUCCAUCUGUGCACUCGCGAGACAAGCAGAGGAUGAAGCAGGAGCUGAGCUCGGAACUGAGUACAGUCCUGUCCAGUAUUUCUCGCUAUUCUCGUCGUGGGGCACCAUCGUCUCCUGCUGCAGCCUUACUGCUGUCUCCUUCCAACAAAUCCACCAGCUCUACAUCCAAGUGUCCAGAAAGCCAGGAACCCUUAAUUCAGCUGGUCCAGGCCUUUGUUCGACAGAUCCAGAGAUAAUAAGGAGCAAAUAAACCUCAGAUUUUAAUGCUCUGCAAUUCUCAAUGAAUAUAACUUAAAUUGCAAUAUUUUUCACUGUCAGUUUGCUUUUUACUGACCAAAGCUAAUGUGAAUACAAAUGAAAAAAUGGAUUGGUGUGUGAAACAGAACAAUUGGUAACUUAAAUUUAUUCUUGAAAACACAUUUUUGUGUAUGUUUUUAAAUGUACCAUUUGUCUCAAAGUUAAAGAUAGGUAGAAUUAAGUUACAUAAUAUAACGCAAUAGCUUAUUAGGAUCAAUAGCAGCUGUUUCUAAACAACAGAAUUGUACAAAAGCAUUCUUCAAUACAUGUGAGAGAUCCACAUCAUGUGAUAAGAAAUCUUGAGACUUUUUCCAAUGUUGUAAAAUUGUAGCAGGAAAGGUAGGAGUAAAGCUUCCUAGAUAAUAUUUUUUAUAUAGCAUCUUUAAACUCCAUUUACUUAGAUUUAAAACACUUCCUCCUAGUUGAAAGAUAGCCAGUGGAAGUUACUGUGAUAACAAUCGGCACCUAAUUGGUCACCGGUGUUCUGAGCAUCACUGUUUUAUUUUUGGCCAUCAAGAAAAUGCAUUCCAGAUUGGUAGAGCCAUUAUAGUUUACAGCUAUUUAUUACUUUAUAUGCCCUGUAUUUCAGCCUUUGGGCUUUUCUUGCAAAGCUUACCAAAGAAUCCUGAAUAUGUACUUCCAGCUGUUUUGUCUUCAUUACUAUCUGCUGUUUUUAGUCUGAUAAAGAGAACUAAGUACUAGUCCUAGAAACUAUUUCAGGAGAGCUGUUGAAACGUGUUUGGGCAAAGCAAUUUUAGUCACUUAAACAGUUAGUCCUGAGGUUCAGAUAAGUGAAAUAUUUCUUUGUCAGAAAAAAAAGGGAAAAAAAAAAGGCUUUGCAUAUUCUUGUAAAAGGUGCUCUCGUUUUCAUUGAGGGUUUUUGCAAUAAUUGAUGAUGAUUAGAAGCAACCAACGACAAUGUCUUCUCGGGAGGCUCUAAAACGAGAAUAAUGUAUCAGUUGAUAUUGAUGAUUACUUUACUAGGGAAGAUUAUACCCAAAUGUUACCUAAAGGUAAAUGUAAUUUUGCUUGAGCAUUGGCUAAGAUUGCCAUUGAAAAAAAAUCUUAUUUUGAGGUUAAUUAUGUUCUAACAAUAUUAUAGUUAUUUAUCAGCCUGGGCUUCCAGUUUCACCAAAUGGUUUGACACGAUUUGUAUUUAAUGGAUAGAAUAGUGGGGGUGGUUUGCUGACUGAGAUGCCAAGAUAUUCAAGCCGUUUAAAAAAUAUUUCAUGACAUCCUCCCAUCUUAUAAUUAUUCACCAUGGCAAAGUGCUAUUGAAUGUAAAUUCCAAAGCACUUGCUAAAUAUUUUUAAAAAGCUUGUGGUCCCCAAAAUAAAGAGAAAAAAAAAGACUUUGUGACUAAACCAAAUUCUGCAAAGAAAUGUCAAAAUAUUAGUGAAAACUUUGGAAACAAAUCAUUAUUGUAGAAUUUUACAUCUGCCCAAUGAUCAUGUAUUUAGUAAAAGACGGUUUGAUUCAAGGAUGCAUGUCAUAAUCUCUAUUCAUGAAAUUGCCAUAUGUGUUGUAACUCAAUUGGUAAAACCAUUCUGAGGUGGCUCUUGAUUUACGGCUAAACACAAACCAUAGAUACCCAGAUUAACUACUGUAAACUCAAUAAUGUGCUCUUUCAAGAACGGUUGGCUUACAUUAGAUUUAAGUAGUGGACUUUUGUUUUCUUUUACUGCCAUGCACAGUAUUGAAAAUUUAUACUUAAGUAUUUUCACAGAAAACUUUAGUCAAAAUCUGUUUAAUUUCACCUACAACAUAGUGUGAAAUUAUAUAUUUAAUUUAGUGUCAGACUUUUUUUCUUGUGUCACGUUUUGUUUGAUAGAUAUAGGAGUAGGAAAUUGAUUAAUACUGGUGCUCGAUACUUAAUCAAUUUGCACUAUUACUUGGAGCUUAUGCAUUGCAGUUUUCAGUUACAUGGGGAAAACAACCUUGCACUCCAGCAAAACUAAAUAUUUCACUAUUCUAUUGCUGAUUUUUGACAGUCACCUUUGUUGAUAGCAUAUCUAAGUUAGUUUUAAGGCUUGACUAAUCAUAGCAAUCUUGACAGAGUAUGUAUAAUAAUAACUAAAAGUUUGGCACCGUCAGGUUUGGGAUUUGUGUCUUAAACCAAUGCUGUCACAGGUAAAAUUGUCUUCUGAGAUUUUCCAAAACACAGUGUAAUGGAAAUCAAGGGGAUUGUUUACUUUAAAAAAAAUUGGGUAAAAGAAACACUGAUUUACAGUUUAAAUUAAAAUAUGUAUUCCCAAUAAUGGCAAAAAGGUAUGAAAAUAGUCAGCUAGUUAAGUAAAGACAGCAGUUGAUGCUAAACAAUGCAGUAUCAAAUUCAAUCAGUCCUGCCUGAUUUCAUUUUAAAUUGUUCAAUAAAAACCUAAAUCUCUACGAAGUACAUUUAAGAACCAUGGGGAAAUUGAUGUAUAAAGUUAACAGGUCAUAACUGUCAGGAGGACAAGUUGAUUUGAACUGAGGUGGAUGAUAAGCUCAGAUUUGUUUUUUUAAAGACUAAUUCAUCGAUAAUGUUAAUAACAGAAAUCAUUGUAGAGAGUUGCAUAUACCUUUUGGUUCAUCUAGUUUGUAAAUGUUUUUAAAACCUAAGUAGUGCCCUUAUUCAAGUGUUUUUGGGGUCUGAUAAAGACAUUGAAGGAGUAUUUAAAGCUUGUUUGGACCUGCAUGCAAGUUGCUUUUUUUUUAUCAUGUAAAUACAAGUUCCAGCGUUACCACAUUCUAGCAAAGAUUUGUAUUGUGUGUUGGACUGUCCUGCUUUCUUUACACAAUAGAAUAGAAAUUGAACCAAGUAGUUUAAAUUCAUGAAUAAAUUGACAUACAUCAAUAUGUUCACUUAUUGCAUCAUUGAUAUAAGUAUUUUUGUACUUUAACAUUGUUGAUUUGAGCUUUCCCUGUACUGCUUUUCCAAUUUUCUCAAGAAGCAGCAUGAACUAAAGUGAUAUUUCUGUUCUGCA